ACUGCUUUAAAGUCCGUCUGAGGAGGCUUCUCUUACAUCAGCACCAGAUUAAACUCCACUUAUCUCCUUAGCAGUUGGAUUUCUCUCUCGCCCUUCUGGAGAGGCCGCUCUUACCGGAGACAGGCAGGGAGCGGAGAUACCGCGGCCAAAAGUUUCGAUCGGUUCUUCGGACAUUGCUUCCUGCCUCGGUCCUUGUUUAUUUUAAUUCUCCUCCUCCCCGCUCCCUCUUUGCACCCCGCCCCGUAGUCGGAUCCCUGCCGCAGUUUGCCGACCCCUCAUCGAGAUCCCGAGGGGGAGCCCCGCGCUCCCUCGCUCCAUCCCGCCCCACCUCUCUCUCUCCUGUCCCGGGAUGGGUGCCCGCACCGGAUCGUGGCGUCGGCUGCCCCUGCUUCUGCUGGUCCUCGUCUCCGGGCAGGCGGCAAAGGAGACGAGGCAGGACAGGAGCUCGCUGCGGAGAUCAGAUCGGCCGAGCCCACCUCAGGACAUACAGCUGGAGGCCCUGAACUGUACAGCCUUCCGAGCCCGAUGGAGAGCACCGCGGAGGCAUGGCAGAAUCACCGCAUACACGGUGCUGUACACAGAGGUGAAGAGUGACAGGGGGACCCUACCCACGAGAACACAAGAUCUGGUGCUCAAGCUGAACCAGCACUCUGAGGAUCAGAUAAAAAAUCCACAGAACUAUGAUCUGGUGGUGCGGAGCCUUCUUCCCGGGACCAGGUACCAGGUGUCGGUACGAGCUCGCAGCCCGGCAGGCAAGGGGAAGCCCAGCCCACUGAAGGAUGUGACCACCAUGUCUCAAGACCAGUGCUUGCCCCCAGACGCCCCAUCUAGACCGGAAGCUGCUGCUCUGUCUGACUCCGAGGUGGCACUCUCGUGGAAGCCAGGAAGGAGUGCAGGGAGCUCCCCACUCCAGUAUUACACAGUGGAAUUUACCCGCAGGUCGGCAGGGAACGGGAGCUGGACCAUGCUCGGUGAGCGGAUCAAAUCCGAAUCGGAAUCCAUGGUGAUUAAGCACCUGGACGCAGGGACUUGGUACCGGUUUGUGAUACGUGCUGUCAAUGCCCAUGGGCCCAGCCUGCCCAGCGGACCCAGUAACCAAGUCAAGACCCUCGUUGCGCAGAGGAUGCCAAUGCAGCAGGUGUUCCAUUACGAGGUGGAGCCGGGGUCCUGGUCGACAGGGCCGGAGGAAGGGGGCAGUGGUCACUCCAGACGACAUUUUCCAGCAGAGACCGGAGCCCGUCCUGGCAUUCACCCCGAGGGCCCUGACAUCUACAUCGAGAAGAUUAACUCUCCCUCCAUCAUCGAGGGAAGGAGCAACCUCCUCCAUUCACCACCACGACAUUUCCUGUCAAUAGGACCACCUGCUCCUCCCCCUGCUCGAGCAGCACCCAAGGGUGCACAGCACCUGUCCUGUGAAGAGAUCAACUGCCCGCUCAACAGCUUCUGCACCAACGAUUAUGAGGCCGGAGGUUCCCGGUGCCCCUGCAACCUGGGCAAGGCAGGGAACAGGUGUAGUACAGAUAUCUCCAUUCAGUACCCCAAGUUCUACGGACACUCUUACCUCACCUUCGAGCCCCUCAAGAACUCCUACCAACGCUUCCAGAUGACCCUGGAGUUUAAGGCAGAAGAGAGCGAUGACGGGCUGUUACUGUACUGCGGUGAGAACGAGAUGGGACAAGGGGACUUCCUCUCCCUGGCCAUCGUCCACAGGCACCUCCAGUUCAGGUUUAACUGCGGCACAGGGGCAGCGGUGCUGGAGACUGAGAGCGAAGUACUGCCCCAACACUGGCACAAGGUCACCCUGUCCCGCGAUGGCGUCGACGGCUGGCUCCGGCUCGACAACGACACUCCCGUCUCCAGCAGUUCCAAGGGCCGCUACUCCAGGAUCACCCUCCGCACUCCGCUGUACCUGGGUGGAGCCCCACGAGCCCAUUGGCUGGCCCAGGUGGCAGGAGCCAAUCAGGGAUUCCGCGGCUGCGUCCAGUCGCUGGUGGUCAAUGGUCAGAGGGUCAGCCUGAGACCCUGGCCCCAAGGUCUCGCCCUGAGCGGGGCUGACGUCGGGGAAUGCAGCACCGGCCUCUGUCGUGGGAUCUUCUGUGCUCACGGGGGCUCCUGUGUCCCCUACAGAGCUGACUUCUACCUUUGUCUGUGUCCACUGGGCUUCCGAGGUCGGCACUGCGAGGAGGCCUUUCAGCUGGUGGUCCCACACUUCAAUGCCUCGCUGAUGUCAUAUGGGGUGCUGGCCUGGCCCCUGCCGCCUCAGCACUACCUCUCCUUCACGGAGUUCCAGCUGUCGCUGCGGCCCCAGGCGGACAGCGGCCUGGUCCUCUACAGCCACGAUGAGGCCAGCAAGGACUUUGUUGCCCUCACGCUGGCUCAGGGCCACGUGGAGUUCCGCUUUGACUGCGGCUCAGGACCUGCUGUCAUCAGGAGUGAACAGCCCAUGGAGCUGAACAAGUGGCAUGAGGUGAGGGUAUCACGCACAGCCCGGAGUGGCAUCCUACAGGUGGACGAUCAGCGCCCAGUGGAGGGCACGGCCCAGGGAGCCUUCACCCAGAUCCGAUGCAGCACGGACAUAUUUCUUGGAGGGGUCCCUGACUACGAGCACGUGAGGAAGAACGCGGGGGUCCUGGAACCCCUCUCCGGGAGCAUUCAGAACCUGAUCCUGAACGACCGGAGCUUUCUGCUGGACCAGGACUUCCGGAUGGGAGUGAACAUGGAAAACGCUGCCCACCCCUGCGUGUCCAGCCCCUGCGUCAACGGAGGCUCCUGCAGACCACGACACGACGCCUUCGAGUGCGACUGUCCUCUGGGCUUCGAGGGGUCGAGGUGUCACAAAGCUGUAACAGAAGCCAUCGAGAUCCCACAGUUCAUUGGCCGCAGUUACCUCAUCUACGACCAUCCAAAUGUACUCAAGAGAGUCUCAGGAUCCCGCACCAACAUCUUCAUGAGGUUCAAGACUACAGCUGACGAUGGGUUGUUGCUGUGGAGAGGAGACAGCUCCAUGAGGCUCAACAGUGACUUCAUCUCCCUGGGUCUCCAGGACGGAGCCUUGGUCUUCAGUUACAACCUGGGCAGUGGCUCCGUGGCCAUCUUGGUCAAUGGAUCAUUUCAUGAUGACCAUUGGCAUCGGGUGAAGGCAGUCCGGGACGGCCAGUCUGGGAAGCUGACAGUUGAUGACUACGGUGCAAAAACGGGCAAGUCACCAGGCAAGAUGCGGCAACUCAACAUCAACGGACCUCUGUAUGUGGGAGGGAUGAGGGAGAUCGUGCUCCACACCGGCCGGCAGUACCUGAGGGGUCUCGUGGGCUGUAUCUCGCACUUCACCCUGUCCACCGACUACCGCGUCUCCCUCGUGGGGGAGGCCUCCGGCGGCAAGAACAUCAACACCUGCGGGAGCAAGUAG
Hypanus sabinus (Atlantic stingray) is the source of this 3406-nucleotide messenger RNA. Its product is annotated as pikachurin. The record is from RefSeq and is a predicted model, not a curated record. Gene Ontology annotation, molecular function: calcium ion binding; protein binding. NCBI's taxonomy places the organism in Eukaryota, Metazoa, Chordata, Chondrichthyes, Myliobatiformes, Dasyatidae.